Drosophila kikkawai is the source of this 2137-nucleotide messenger RNA. RefSeq names its product Glucocerebrosidase 1b (gene Gba1b). Gene Ontology annotation, molecular function: glucosylceramidase activity. The record is from RefSeq and is a predicted model, not a curated record. NCBI's taxonomy places the organism in Eukaryota, Metazoa, Arthropoda, Insecta, Diptera, Drosophilidae. Gene Ontology annotation, biological process: glucosylceramide catabolic process.
GGUAAACAUACAGAGCAAGCUGAGCGAAAUUCGGUGGCUCGUUCAGAGAAACGACAGUCCCAGAUCGAGCCGCUCUCAUUCCGAGCUCAGUUUGCGAGGUGCCUUCGCUCGAGCCGCAUCGUUCGGUUGGAAGGGCAAAAAUGAUUCACAUUUGGCAUUGCUUUCUUUUUGCACUGCUCGCGAUCAGGGCAGGUACCUCCGCUCAGCAAAUGCCCUGCGAUUUGCGCGAGACGAGCCAUGGGAGCGUAUGCGUCUGCAACAGCACCUACUGCGAUUACCUGGAGCAGCCGGAGAUCACUGAUAGCAAUCAGAUUGUGGUGAUCAGCUCCAGCAAGGAUGGCUUGCGCUUCCAGAAGACAACUGGUGACUUUGCCAGCCAGAAACCCUUGGUGGUGGAAGACAAACAGUCCACGGAUGAGAACUUCAAGGCGGAGGCCAUUGUGGUGGAUCAAAGCCGAGCCUGGUUGCAAUUGGCCAACAUUCCCCAGCGCCUUUUUAUCAACGCCAGUGUUCGGACUAUUCGAGUAGUCGUAAAUCGAGAGAAGCGUUUUCAGAAGGUUUCCAAUUUCGGCGGGGCCUUUACGGGAACGGUAUCCUAUUUACUAAAGCAGUUGCGCCAGGAGCUGCAGGAUCAUGUCUAUAAAUCCUACUUCCAUCAAGACGGAAUUGCAUACAACACCGUCCGCAUGUCCAUUGGUGGCUCCGACUUUGACUUGGAACCUUGGGCUUACAAUGAGUGGCCUCGCAAUGAUCUACAGCUGAGUAAUUUUACCCAACUGGAUUCCAGAGAUUUGCAGAAAAUAGAGCAACUUAAAAGGUUAAAGGUCGUGGCGGAGCUAGAUGAACUAAAGAUCAUGGGCGCCGCCUGGAGUGCCCCACCCUGGAUGAAAACCAACGAUCGCUGGACGGGCUUUGGCCAGCUAAAGACGGAAUACUACCAGACCUGGGCUCUCUACCACCUCAAAUUCCUCGAACUCAUGCAGGCUAAAAAUAUGCCGAUCUGGGCCAUAUCCACGGGCAAUGAGCCGCUCAACGGCGUCAUUGGCUUCUUCUUUGUGCACUUCAUGAGCAUGGGCUGGACGCCCUGGCAGCAGGCUAUUUGGCUGAGCGACAAUCUGGGUCCGACCAUCAGGAGGAGCUCGACGCAGAGCAAGGUGCUCAUCUUUGGCAACGAUGACCAGCGAUACACGUAUCCCUCGUGGUUCCGAAAGAUGCGCUCCUCCCGUAACAACUCCCUGUCCUACUUAGACGGCCUGGCUGUGCACUGGUAUUGGGAUGAACUGGUUGGCCCCCAGCUCAUCGACCAGGCACAUUUGGAGAUGCCCGAGAAGUUGCUGCUAAACACGGAGUCCUGCAUCGGGGACAAGCCCUGGCAGACCCAUGGACCGGAACUAGGCAGCUGGCAGCGUGGCGAGAGCUACAUGCGGGCGUACACCCAGGACAUGAGGCAUCAUUUCAACGGCUGGCUGGACUGGAACCUGGUGCUGGACGAACGGGGUGGACCCAACUAUGUGAACAACUUUGUGGAUGCGCCGGUCAUUGUGAAUGCUACCAGUCGUCGGGAGAUAUACAAGCAGCCGAUCUUCUACGCCAUCGGGCACUUCUCCAAGUUCCUGCCAGCGGAAUCGGUGCGCAUCGAGGCGAGGAUCGAGAACGAGAGCAAUCCCUUUACCCAGCUGAGCGUGGUGGGCUUCCAGCGUCCGGACGGCAGUGUGGCUGUGAUCGUCUACAAUGGCCAGAACCUGCCAGUGGACGUGGCCCUCAAUGAUAGCCAGCGCGGUGUGAUCGGCCUUCGGCUGCCGCCGCGCUCCUGGCACACGGUGCUCUACAAGUGAGGAGCGGGUUCCCUAUCCGGUUCCAGGUCCCCUUCCCGGAACCCAAGUUGUAGUAAUUUAGUUUAGAGUAGAAUAUAGCAGGAGUCCAGCUGCCGUUGGCGCUGCCCAGAGGACCAAUUGAGGCUCAAGUGACAUAGCGGCGACGCAGCGGAAGCCCAUAAAUUGUACCCUCAACAGGAUGCUCGCAGGAUAAGGGGUCUGCGAGGAUGUAACGCCGGAGAUACCCGCCGACGGAAAUUUGUUUAAGCCGCUCAAUUUGCCGGAACGCGUCUGUUUACAAUGAAAUUUCAUUUGCCGUUUAA